AAGUCGCUCGGGCUCAACCCAUUCGCGCGAGUAUAGUCACUCACCUGGUUUCUGCCAUUUCCUCAUCCGUUAAACUGACCUUCUCAAGGAGCAGUAAUAGCUGUACCAAAGAUGCCGCAGCUGGCUUCUUGGAUGCCCUCUACGCGCAACGCGAACCUAGCCAAUUACGUGUACACCGCUGCGGUCUUUGCCGCCGUGUGUGUCGGGGCGGACUUGCUGAUCUCCUGCCUGAGCCAGCUCUCCGACGCGCAGGUGCAGAACACUCUGUUUGCCGUAGUUCUGUCGGUCGGUGCUUUCGUGGCUGGCUCUGUGAACGCGGGGCACAAGAAGGCACACGCCAAAGCGGCUCCAGCGAAGAAGCUUGCGGCUCCAGCGAAGAAGCCGGUCCAGGCCAAGGGUAUUACCCGUGAGGGCGAGCACAAGGCCAGGCAGGCCGCCAAGAGGUUGGCCGAGGCCAGGGGCGCAGGCCCCGUGGCCGCGCCUUCGCAAUCGAAUCCGGCCGCAGAGCCCAAGCCUGCACAGCCACCGCCCGCGGAGCCACAGCCCGCAGCGCCACCGCCCGCAGCGCCACAGCCCGCAGCGCCACAGCCCGCAGCGCCACAGCCCGCAGAGACGCAGCCCGCAGGGCCACAGGCCGCAGAGCCACAGCCCGCAGCGCCGCAGCCCGCAGAGCCACAGCCUGCAGGGCAACAGGCCGCAGAGCCACAUGCUGCAGCGCCGUCGCCCGCAGAGCCUGCUGCCGAGCGUGGGGCCAGCUACGCGGCCCAGGCUGCAGAGUCCCAGCCCGAGCUGCCGCAGAUGCCACUGAAGAAGGCUCCGAGGUAUGCUGGGCGGAGUUCCACAGACCCACAGGUCCCCACAAAGAGCGAGGAUACCACGAGCAAGGCGGCCAGAGAUGAUAGGACUCGGCAGUCGGGGGUGGACACGUGCGUCGUCGAGCAGCCACGGCAGCAGGGCGUGGCCUCCAUGGUACUUGACAUGCCCGAGUGCGUCAGGAGCAACGAUGCGGUCAUGGCGCUCAAGCUUUUCGACCAUCUUUUGCAGGCGGACUUGGACUACGACUGCAUGGCGACGGCGAUACCAGAGGCCACGCGGAUCAGCUUCUUCACGCUGGUUGCAGAGCAGUUCGGCGAUGAGCGUCUGAGGAGGGACGGACUGCACAUCCUCGCGGCGGUCCAGGCCCACGGGGUCCAGCCGCCGCACAUCCUCCAGAACCGCCUGAUCUGCGCGUGGGGAGGCACUCUCCCCCAGCAGGUCCUGGACUACUUCGUGAAAAUGCGGGAGGACGGCAUCGCGCUGAGCUCGGCCGCAUGCCGUUGCAUCAUGGCCGACGUGGUAGGCUCCACAGGUGGGAAGGCGUGUUCCCCUCCAGUGGACGCUGCGACCAGCCAGGACGACUCAGUCCGCGACGGCGCCGAAGAGGACGACCCAGACGUCGCCCGCCACGCUGCCACCGAGCGCACGAGCCUGCGCAGGGAGGCGUCCACGUUCGUCCCGAAGUGCUUGGAGGGCCCGUGGCAAGUGCAGCCCGAGGAGUCGACGGUGUGCAGUUGGGUCCCUCGCCCUCCUCCUGGCCUGUGCGAUGAGUUCCCGCAGGUGGACACGCAGCAGAUGGGAUACCAGUACGACGAUGGCACCACGAUCAUUCUGCGCAAUCUGCCAUGUCCCUUUCUGCGCGACAACCUGAUCGCGCUGAUGGACGCGAAAGGGUUUGCAGGGUUCUAUGAUUUCGUGUACUUGCCAGUCGACUUCAAGACCGGAAUGGGCUUGGGAUAUGCCUUCGUGAAUAUUCUCACCGAGGAGGUGCGGCGCUUCGCUCUUGCCUUCGAUGGCUUCAAGGAUUGGCCUCGAUAUGCCUCGGGCGCUGAUCUGUCCCGUCCGCGUGUGUCUGCGAAGAUCUGCGCCGUCGAUAUGUCUCGGACGCAGGGUUUGUUCGCAAAUGUCGAGCGAUAUCGGAACAGCCCUCUCAUGAGCGACGAGGUACCCGAUAGGUUCAGGCCCGUGCUCUUCAACGGGACAGAGCGGGUCCCCUUCCCGGAGCCCACGCGGGAGCUGCCCAGAGUCUUGCACAAGUCGAUCGAGUGGUAGAGGCGAAAGCGCCACAAGCUUCCAUAGCCACCGCAUCUUUUCGCCCCCCACCAUCCAGGCAAACAGGGUGGGUAGCAGAUGAGGUAAGAGCGGGG
Molecule: messenger RNA, 2183 nt
Organism: Prorocentrum cordatum
Lineage: Eukaryota; Dinophyceae; Prorocentrales; Prorocentraceae
Source: the annotation of a GenBank genome assembly